GUACAGAGCCGAAUACCCUAUCCGGAGCAGAAUGUUGUCAGCACGAAGAUUCGUCCUCGGCCUAUUGGUCCUGUGUAUCGUUGGCUUUGGUGUAGCAACGGCAUCAUCGGCAGCAGCAUCAUCCCUGGAAGAUCGGCCUUUAGGUGGUGCGAGUAGCUCUGAUGAGGCCCAGUCAACUCUCCAUCAGGCAGAGAUGAGCCUCACAAAGCUCAUGGACUCAGCAUCGCCAGAUGCCCUCCACCGCCUGCUACACGCCUACUUCCCCGGCACCUUCAAGGAUGGGGUCUACGAGUCUGAUGGGUCGGCUAUCGAGGCACUUCACUCAAGUGAUGCUGCUCUGGCAACCUCACUUGUGGAGCUGGCAAAACGUCAAAACAGUUCGGCAACGGACUCUGGUGACUCGGGCGCUACAGUGACUGCUACGGAUGCAACCACAGUCACAAACACGGCCACUACCACCGCCGAUGCCACUACCAGCCCAACCACACAAGCUACUACAGAGGCUACGACCCAGGCGACCACGCAACCUACAACUCAAGCGACUACGCAACAGGAGACCACCACGGAGGCUCAGACAACACCAACAACUCAGGCUACCACCCAAAGGACUACGACACAGGGUACUACGCAAGUUGAGACGACUACUGCUCAAGGAACAACAACCGUACAACAGACUACCACAGCCCCGGGGACGACUGUACAGAACACUGUCACCAACACCAAGACCACAGGAAAUGCUCAAACGACUCGUACAUCUGCUGCUGAAACGACUGAAAACUCUCCUACUUCACAGGGCAACACUCCAACUACCUUGGCAACCACACAGUCGCCCGGCUCGACUGACCAGGCCACAACCACGCCACGACACUCUUCGUCGACGAGGACGUCAACGUUCACCUCGACUCUGGCCAACGGUGAUGUGCAGACUAUCACCUCUACUUCGGUGGUGGACGCAGCGCAGACCGCGGAGGCGACGUCGACUGGCGAGAGUGGAUCGCUGCAGACCGGCAAUCCGGCGUCAAGCAACAGAAACCCCGUCUUUGAGAUGGCCGUGGGUGCUGUCGUGGCCGGAUUCAUGCUGACAUAAGCGCAUGUCGUUGACUUACAGUGGCUGACGUGGAAAAGUUGAUAGAAUUUUCGGAACAUGUGGCGGAAGAAGUAAUAAACACUCGAGAGUGUAAUUUUUUGCAUAAUGGGCUUCGCAGCCCCGGCGUUUGUUUUGAGUCUGGAUCCUAGGCAUUGAUGCCAGCAUCUGCAUUAUAUGGGGCAUUUGAUGGCAUAUACACUCCUUUUUUAGCGUUAUCGGCAUACACACUCCUUACGAUACCAUGGGUAGCAUAGCGGGCAUACAUUAGACAGGGCAUCCGGUUUCAUGGGCACAGCCGGAGUUACGACACUAGAGAUACAUACAGCAACAGGGCGGUAAUACAAACAAACAUUUAGGUUAUCGACAGAUGACAACAAUCAAAAUCAGCACUAAUUUCGA
Molecule: messenger RNA, 1486 nt
Organism: Truncatella angustata
Lineage: Eukaryota; Fungi; Ascomycota; Sordariomycetes; Amphisphaeriales; Sporocadaceae
Exons: 2
Coding region: 32-1087 (351 amino acids)
Source: RefSeq, a predicted model, not a curated record